AAUUUGUGGAACAGAUGAAUAAAAAAAACGUAAAAAAAAUAUCUAAGAAAGCGACAUAUGAUCGCCUAAACUAACCAUAGAGUAAACUAAAUAAAGUUUUAUAAAUCGUUCGAUAGAAUGCUUAAUAUUAUUGCGACAUGCAAUUAAUAUUAUCAAUUGCUCAUGUAGCAAAUCAACAGGAAGAUCUCUGUUUCACGGACGCAGGUAGUGAAAUACUUGAGCGAUGAGUUGUGCCUAUAUAACUAUACGAAGGCCGAUCUGCGCGAGAAGGCAGGUGCCUUCUUGCUGCACGGCGGACGUGUUCAAAAGCAGGCUUCAUCGUGAUGCGGGCACAAGAAUAGCCGCCGUGAUUCUUGGAAAUAGAGUAGGGUGCUUCUUCAGAGAACUGCGAGAGGAUUCGUCGGCAUCCUUGGUUUCUGCCGGUGGCGCGAAUCGUGGAAAUUUACGAGGCCUCUCGUCCGCUUCUUUUUAUCGGUCUAUCUUGCUCACGUGCUCGUUCAUCGAAGUAUAUGCGAGCGUACGGCUUGCGUCAUUGCCUCGCGGGUCUCUGCGCGUUCGUAUGCGUUGCGGCCUACGUGUGGCUAAGAAGAGACAUGGCAACGGCGCGUGAAGCUAAACAUAUUAACUGUCGGCUCACGCCACAAAAACAACAUGAUCUCAUUCCACGGCGCAUAUGUAAGAGGCUAUCGUAUACCUCAAAAUUUCAUUCAAAAGCAACUUUAAUAACAUAAAAAAAAGAAAGUAAAAGAAAAAAAAUAAAAGUGAAAUUUCUUUCAUAAAAAAUCGUAUAAAUAAGAACAUUAUAUUAAUAAUAAAUGGUAUCUAAUAGUAAGCUAAAAGAUCACUAUAGUUUCAACUAGAAAAAAUAAUUAUAACUUUAUCGUUGAGUUGUAAGACUGGCGAUUUCUAAUUCAAUAAGCCUAACAUUAGCUGUAAGCCAUAAGCGCUUUUCCUGGAAGGCAAAAUUCCCUCACCCACUAGCCGCUUUACCUGACUAAAAGUUCCUGUACUACUGCCGACUCGGACAUGCGUAUACGAUAUAUACAUCAUAAUGUUCAUACCUCGACAUACGUUAGUGACCUAAUCUAAAUUACAUAUCUAGUUCUUCGAGGAAUAGAUUUUGAAAUUUAUUACAAUCCAUUUAAAUUUUACACGGUGAUACUGUUUCCGUUUUUUAAAUGUACGCCAUGUAAUGAAUUAUAAAAACAUCCGGAAUGUUACAUUCCGUGCGUGUUCGACCUCGUGCUUUGAGAAGUCGAACGGAGACAGGAUCAGCUUAAAGAGAAAGGCGAGCAAAAAUCGGGGCUCCAUGCUGGCUGCCACGGCGAACUGCUAAGCGGCACGCAAGCAGGCAGUCAGACGUUCAGGCAGACAACAUGGCGCCGAGAGCGUCGUCGUCACGCCGGCGUGACGUUUCCCGCGCGUCAUUAACGGAAGUGAGCCCAAAAUGGCGGAGUUUAUGGCGUUGAGGUGUGAAAGGGAAGAGAGAAAGGAGAGGACGGGGAAGAUGUCUAUGCCUGCGGGCAGUUAGGUAGGCGAUCGAGGCAGAAUGACGAGAGAUCCUGCUCCGUAGAAAGAGAGAAGGUUAGGUCGGUGGCAUAGAGAAAGAAGAAUGACUGGUAGCUGCCUUCGGCGGUAGACUAGCGUGCUGGCCGUGCUGUACGAAUGGGGCAAUGAUGGUCGAGGGGGCGACCAUUAGAUAGAAAGAGGGAAAACGACGAAAGUGAUACGUUGAACGAAGAUAGCGCUAAACGAACUGACGAGCGAGUGGGGGUAUAUAGAGGAGAGGCCGGGAAUGUGAGAAGAGAGGCUCGAGGGAACGAGAGAGUAAGAGAUGGCGAUAGAGCGGAGGGGAAAGACCAGUGAGAAGCAGCGGCAGACUCGCCGGUGGGGAAAAUUAGUUACGGCAUCCAAGACCUAAAAGGAACUCUAGCGCCGCACGGUCAGAUCGCAUCGUGCAAUGUUAAGCGUUAAGGUAGUCUCGUGCGUCGUUGACAGUGCCGGUUUCGAAAUUCGUAGUAGCUGUUACCUGCAUCGCCGUUAUACCCGGACUCGUGAUUAACGUGACGGCCAUUGCACAGGUGUGAAAAAGUCAUGUGUAAUAUUUUAAACGAAAACUUUAUAACGUGAGUGAAAUGCUCAGUGAGGAUAACUCAGUGAAAAUGAUUCAUUCAAAGCACCAACAAUCAGUGCAUCAACAACAACACCAGCAGCAGAAUAUGCGAAAAUCUGUGGGCGUUAUGGGUACUAGACGUAUUUUUCCAACGGUUUUUAAAAUCAAAGUUUUAGAUUCCUACAGACACGACAAGGAUUGUCGGCAGAAUCAGCGUGCCACUGCAAGGAAAUACGGUAUUCACCGUCGUCAAAUACAAAAAUGGUUGCAAUGUGAGGAGCAGCUCAGAAGCAGCGUUGAAAAUGGAAAUACUGGGACCGUCUCAUCGGAAACUAUUUCCGCUGCGAGUGUUUCUAAAUCGGAUAGUACUGUGACGGAAGCCACAGGGAUUACCGUGACUCCAGCAACGCCGGCCUUGAACCUCAACCUCGCCAGACAGCACGGCGACGAGCUGACUACACAGCAAGGGCCCCCACCUUCUCAUCCUCCGCAUGGCAGUGCACCCUCCUCGCCCCAAUAUAGCGUUCAGACUACUACCACCGAAACGGUUUUGCCCCUAUGCCUAACAUCUGUGAGCUAUAUUCAUCAGAAUCAAGAAUAUUCAUCAGAACGACGUUUCAACAAACAAGUUCGUUUGGUUGAAGAAUUUGACAGAUCUCGUAUACCAAAGGUUCAUGGAUAUUCGGAUACGCAAGUGGAUCAAGACUGUAAUUACUACGUAUGGAACAAAGAUGGGCAGCGAGAUGCAGAAGCAGAUUCAACGUCCAGUGCCAGGAACGAGGUAAAGGUAUAUCAAACUUUGACGAACUACCAUUUACCACAUCAGGAGCAUCGGUACAACGUGAACGAUAUUAAUAAUAGCGCUCAUAAUCAUUCACCGAAUCAUCAUUCACAGCAACGAGAACAAAGUUAUGGGAACGUCGAUUCAUUCGACGGGAGAUCGUACUGCCUGCUGCUAGCGCCGUCGAUGAUAAAGACAGAGCCAGCGAGUCCAGACACAGCGGCGACGUCAGGGGCGUACGAAUCGACGGGCUCUUCCGAUGGCCCACGAGCCCCACUCUCGCCGGUAUCGCAUCGAAGUGCCGAUAGCGGUGGCUCCUCGUCAUCCGUUCACUUUGUUGAUUCUUCACGAGCUCCUGCGAGCUCGUACUUGCACGUGCACGCUCAUGAGCACGCACACACGUGCCCACCGCUGGAUUCCAAGAAGUCGAUCCCAUCGCUUCUGCACAAGCAGGAGAAAGAAUCGGAAGAGACAACGCAGCAUACCGAAGAGAAGAGCGAGAAAGAAAUACAGGAGAAGAUAGAAUGCUGCAGGACAAUAAUCAAAGAAGAAGUGGAUUUGGAAGAUGACGAAGUGUAUGACGAGAGGGAAGAAGCAAUUGCAUCUUCAUGCAUUGAUUAUCAACGACCACCUGUUGAUGGGUCGCCACCAGAUCAAUUCAGGACCAGUUCAGGAUCGGUAAGCCCUCCGUAUGACUGCAAUGGUUACUCUUUACCUUCAAGCCCUCCUGAUUCUGCUGGAAGAUCUAGAAACAACUGGUCGGAUAGUGAGGUGGAUCCUCUCCUUCUUCCCAACAAUUCAAAUGCAGGCAAUUUCACUCGCAGACGAUCUUUUCCCUUGCGUUUUAAAUUCAAUGUUAUCAAUGCUUUCUAUUGUGACAAGGACGUAAAGGAAAAUCAACGAGCUACCGCGAGAAAAUUUAACAUAAAUCGUCGUCAAGUACAGAAAUGGUUGGAACAAGAGCCGGAGAUUAGAAAAGAAAUCGCCCUUCGAGAAAAUUCGCAGUUGAGCCCUGUCCAGGAAGUUGCUUCCGGUGACUCACCGUUGGAUUUGACGACAAGUUACGCUUCGUUACGACAAGUUUCGAAUUGUAGUUCAUUGUUGCGUGACCGACUUGAGACGGAACAUGAACAAUUGUCAACGCAUUUUGGCUGCGAUGUUGGUAUCAUCUCUUCUCAACAUCCCCCAAAUUUUCAACACUGCAUUGUAAUAGAACCAUCCUCUGAGAUAGAAUCCGUUGCACCUUGCAGUCUAUCUUGCUCUGCAGACAGUCAUACUACAAUGUCGACGACGUCUUCUUAUCAAGAACUGUCCUUAAGAGAAUCCUGUUACACAGAGCCUUCGAUUAAAACAUAUUCUUAUUCGUCCAGAGCAAAUUCCGUGGUUUCUAACUUUUCUGAAGGAUGCGAGCAAAGAUUUUCACCUCUGAAGAGACAGCAUUGUAUGCUUUCUUGCUGCUACGAUACGAUGCCGUCGCCGAAAAGAUUCUGCGAAAAAUCUUCAGAUAUGGACGACUUUUGCGAUGUACCUUCUCAAGAUGAGCCUCUUUGUCUUGUAAAACCGAAAUUGACUUCGACUAAUCAUGAUGCCAUCACUUUCAAGCCUUAUCUAGAUAAUCCCGUGAGUAAACCUAUAAAGAAAUGUGUCGUUCAACACGAUUUAUCUAUCAACAGUCAUAAUAUCAAUUACAAUAAUAAUAGUAAUUGUCAGAUAAUUUGUAAUUUCAACGAGAGUCAAAAUCACAAUUAUGAUUUUGAGCUUAAUCUGCGAGUGCCUUGGAGACCUGAUCUGUAUACAGGAUUUCCGCCUGUUGUUAGCGCCUCACUCUACAUGUAACUUUCUUUUUUGAACCCCCUCUGCAAACAAUGCAGACUCAUGGAAUAACCAUUGUGUCCAUUUCUUUUGUUUCAUUCUAUAUAGACACAUUUCUUUAAACUUAGACAAAAAAACCAUUAUACGAUCGUAUUGCAUUACAUUCAAUUAGCUUGGAGGUGUAAAGUCAGACUUGCAGGUUUCUCGGGUGAGAAUGUGCCAGUGAAAGAUCGAUUGGUGCGUGAUCUACUACACGUAGCAGACCACGUAAGCACUUAUCGUUUCCACGGAUCGUCAGUACCGUGGUAUACAUCGCGAUAAAGUCUUAAUCGGCCAUUGGACGACUCGAGGCGUGGAAGGAGAUUAUACAUGGUCGCGUCCUCGACUGGCGUCUUCUAACUUUACCAGACCUGCUCGACUCUUUACCCCUCCAUCAUCUGCUCGCUCCUCUUGAAAAAAUUGUGUAGAUAUCCUAGCAGAUUUUUUUUCACCGCUUUAUCGUUGAGAUUAGAGACCGGUGGUUAUCAGCUAGGCCGUUUAGAGGUCGAAUUCGUUUGCUAUAAUUAUAAGAUUAUAUCAGAGAGCGCAGCCAUUGCGUCGCAUCAAAAGAAAGUUCGCGGAAAGAAAUGUUUGAGCCGAAGUAUCAUGAAAUACAAUGAAUCUGUUCUUGUAGCAUUAUGUAACAAGUAUAAAAAGACAGUCUUAUAUGCAAAGAAUAUUUUUAGCUUAGUGCUUGUCUAAAUUUUCAGUUUGAUCUUAUAUCAAUAUUACAUAUUGUUUCGUACUGAGCCAUUGCAUCAGACAAAAACAACAUUUUCAGGUCAUGUUCCUUCCAUUUUGUCUAUUUUCUACGUAAAGCUAUCCACGGGCGUUGAUCGCAUGAUUUCUUAGUAGCACGCCACCCAUAGCUUUCCGCGAACUGGUCGCGCGAUCGCAUUCAUUACUCAGUCGUGAAUAUUCGAUCUGCAAAAAUCAUUUAAUUGCUCAAACAAUUUCUUCCAUGCGCACAUAUAUCACGCGUAUCGUAUUAUAAAAAAAAAACUUUGUCAUCUCCCUUCUCAGUGUUUGAAACUUGUUGAGUCUUUCUUGCUUUCGUGUUUUCAUUGUUCUCUCUUAAGUGGCCCGUCUCUUAAAUGGCCUGUAAAUAUGUAAAAAUGUAAAUAUGUAAAUAUCGAAAGGAAUAAAAACAUUAUUAAAUUUCCACUGUAUACUCCUAUGUAUUCAGUGGCUAUAUGUACAGUGUUAUUUUAAAGUUUAGAGUUUAAUCGAUUUUUCCAUUUGGGAAAAAUAUUCUAUUUUUGUAUGAAUCCGAAUCUAAAAAAAUGAAAAAAAAAGUUAAAAAAGACUAUGAGAGAAGAUGGGAAUUCGAAACAAAAUGAACCACUUCCGCAGAGACCAUUUCUCGUGCCUUCUUUUUCUCAAGAUGUGAGACAAGAUGUGAAUAAUUUUUUAUGCUUGAUAAAGACGCAUAUUUAUGCGCUUGUAGUCACGCAUAUAUUAAUAUUUUUUAGAAUAUAAUAGACACGUUAGAAAGCGCGAACAGAUUCGCUCGUUGUGCAUCUCGUUCUCUGUGAAUUAAUUUGCCGGAUAAUGACGAAGAUAUUAUGUGAUUAAACGUUAUUAACGACGGGAAGUCAUUGCAUAUUUGCCGAACGUAAAACGAUGAUGAUUAAUUUGUUAAGUUGACGGUAAAAUCGGACGAGGUGAGCAAAGGGAAUUAAAAAGAUACACGAGAACGGCUCUGAAAGAAUAUUACGUGCCUUAUGUAAUAUAUUUAUAUUUUAAUUGUAUAAUUGCGCAUGCGAGGCAUCGUAGGAAUAUGUGUGUGUGUGUGUGUGUGUGUGUGUGUGUGUGUGUGUGUGUGUGUGUGCGCAAUAAGACAAAUCACGUAUCAGUUGUACAAUGUUAUAUACAUCAAUUGUAUAAUGUUGAAAAAUAUAGAAUAAUAUUAUGUGAAAUAGAAUUAGUAUCUAGAAUAGACAACUUAGAAAGGUGAUUGUUCUAACGAUGAUUAGUCAUAUUACUUAUAUCAUUUAAAUUAUAAAAGUUUCCUUUGAAUUCGACGCCGUUAAUCGACGUCAAGUAAUUCAGACGAAAAGAAAGCUGUGUAUUUUGGUAUCGAGUCAAUUCUGUCACUAAAUAUCAUAUGAGCAAUAAAUAACGAGCAAGUCAUUUAAAAUAUCUAAGUGCUUACAUUUUGACAAUCAAUAUUCAAUUAUUUCUCCACAGAGACAGAGAAACUGUUUACGAGCUUUUAAAUUUUAUUAAUGUUAUUUAAUUCUUGAACUUCUUUAUUAAAAUUCUUUAAAAAACUUUAAAUUCUUUAUUCUAAACGCUAAACUCUUUGUUUGAGAAAAAAACGUAUUUAAAAACAGAUUUUCUUUAUUCUUUUGUACGUUGCAAAAUUUCUACUAACGAAUUUUUAAAAUAUUUGUAUUCUUUGUAUAAUUAUCUCUGGUUAUCACAAGAUUUUUUGUUCAUAAAGUUAGAAAGAUUUAUAAUUUUAAACUGAUUAUUUUUUUUAUUCUUGCAUCGUGGAGGACAGGUGUAACAAUUUUAGGUAAAUGUUUCAGGCUUUAUUAGUUCCAGCGUUAUUUUGGCCUCAAGCAAUACUUAAACAUGUGUCUGUCUUUAUUUAUUUAAAAAGAAAUAAAAACAGACACAUUUAAAUCCCGCUUAAAGCCAUACUAACGUUUGUGAAAUCGGGCCUUAGUAUGAAUGAACUCUCGUUCCUAAUGCACUGAGAUCGAGAUGCAUUACGAUCCUCGAAUAGAUAAGUAAUUUCUUUAUGUCUGACUUUGCUGGCGAAUUAUCAGAGGGGAAACUUUUGUGAAUCAUCGUUAGUUGAUCGUAAAGAAACCCGUAUUAGAUUAUAAGAGAUAUCUUCCUUAGACCGGAAAGAAGUAUGGCGAUAUCGAUCAUAGUUCAUAACGUAGGUUUUCCUCAAUUUUCUUAUAUCAGUCGAUCAAAUUCUGAAACGAUUACAUCGCACUUAAAAUAAAUGUUAAAAGCAAAAGAAGAAAUUGUGUGGUUACGAGUGUGACUUUAUAGAGAUUGUUAAUAUUUUAAUAAUCGAUUCGAGGAAAUUGAUACUGAGCGAAUUUCUAAACAAUCAAACGGUUGCCAGGCGACAGGCAAGAAGGGCAAUUUUGUAAAUCACUGCUGCAGACAGGGCAGUUACGUUAAUGUUUCAAUAUUCACGCUUAAUCGAGCUCAUUCAUGGCACGGCAUUAUCCAACGCGAUUGCCUGCGCGAUCGCUUCGUACCGAGCUCUAAUUUAUUGUCUCACGAAUAAUAAAUUUAUGACGUAAUUAUAAUAAUUACUCUCUUGGGGUUACAUAUCCUAACAUAUGAUCAAAAAUAUUUCUCUCUUUUACAUUUCUUUUUGGAUAGGAAGAAAUAUAAAUUUUACUUAAUGCUAUUUUUUUAAGUACUUUAAAAAAUACAGAAUUUUCAACUUGUUACUUUAUUAUUAUUAUUAUUAUGCCUAAAGGAACAAAUCUAUUUCAUAGAACAAUUCGCCAGCCAAGUCCGAGGAUCGAAAGCUAGAACAAAAUAAAUAGGUUCCGUGCCUUGCCCGCGAUCGCUAAUAGUGGUCAAGGAGGCAGUGUACAAUAAAAAAGUUUAGCGUAAUCGUAAGCCAUAAUAAAUUACAUAAUGCCAUAAUACAUUUUACAUAAUAAGGGACCGCAUGACGAAAAAAAGAUUUUUGAUCGUGCGAAAAAAUAAGUCGUCAAAGAGUGUCUUCUUGUGUGCAUGUGUACAUCGGAGUGCAUUCGAGUAUACGUCUAUAUUUGUGUGUUGUAGUACGUAUGUUACGCAGCCCACAAGAGUCUGUUAACGAGAGGCAUAAAGCGUAUACAAGCAAUAUUUUUUAAGUGCAUAGAAGGGGGAGUCUCGUGGGCGAGCCCCCGCGUUUUAUAGUCCGUACAACACACAAGUAAAUAUGUUGUAUGCAUAAUGGUCGUAUUGUACGUGUACAAAGAAAGUUUAUAUAUUUAUGUAUAUGUAUAUAUAUAAAUUUAGAGUGAGGCAUAUACACGUAUAUAUACAUAUAUAUACAGAUAGAGAAAAGAUAAAUUUAUCUACUUAUAUAUACAUAUGCAUAUCGAAAAUUUAUAUUUUGAUACGAUCAACUUACAACGACAAACGCGCCUCUAAAUUCGUCAGGUGCCUUCGAAUUGCUCGUGCCUUACGGUUUCUCGCGCGAGGGGGAAGCAAGAACCAAAAGCGCCGCCAAGUAUCCUUUGCCGAUAAGCGUACAUAUAUAUUUAUUGUAUUGUAUUUGUACGAAAUUGUGCGUAAGUUAUGUACCAGUGCCCUCCUCGCGCGCAAUAUCAGUAUUUCAACUAUUCCUUAUUUAUUGUUCUAUUGUGUCGCGAUGACAUGAAGAUUCACCGAUCCCGCAACGGGACUUCGGUGGACCUCGGUGUAACUUUGUGUGCGCCGUCAUCUCUAUGCCUUCCCGAUCACAUUACUUCGCAGAAAUGUCGAGUUUCUCUUGUCACACUCUUGCGUGCAAUCGAUGUAAUUCGCACGGCCGAAGACUCCACGAUUAUACGGCGCUGCGUUGCUUAUCGACGUAUUAUCUUACGUAUAUUUGGCACGUACGUGGUCAACGUUGAGAAAGAAAGGAUAACACAGAAAACAAGCGCGGUUCCUUCGACGUGUGGCAGCUCAAAAAUGCGACAGUCGUUGAAUCGAACAGUUUAUCGGUUUAUUUUCAUGUUGCAAACGAUUACGAUAGCGUUAUUAACUAUUUUAUUACAUGCCUUUUUUUCUCAUCAUUAUGAUUAUUAUUAUCAUCAUUAUCGAGUUUUGUCUGAAACGACCACAUCUCCGUCAUUGUGAUUUAUCGAGAGGAAACAAAUGGAAGAAAGAGAGAGAGAGAGAGCGCGCAUGUGUGUAUGUGAAUAUCUACAGUAAAGUAUCGAGAACGAGAGUGAAAAUGUAUGAUCUUAGUGUCCAAGGAGUGCAAGAGAAAGGCGUCGAGAUACGAAUCCUUUUUUGUACGAUGAGAAACGUAAAAAUUAUUGUAUUAAAUAUUGUAUCAUAUACACACAAUGCCUAUAUAGAUUGAUGCGUAUGAAGCGGGCCAAAUAACACGAAAGUGCCCGUUUUGGCACUCAGAACGUUUUGACACGCUUUAUAUGGUAUAGAAUCUAUCGAAUUUGAGAGAAAAUAUAAGAGAUUAUUUUAAAAAAAAA
Messenger RNA from Solenopsis invicta (red fire ant), 9913 nucleotides. RefSeq lists its product as uncharacterized. The record is from RefSeq and is a predicted model, not a curated record. NCBI's taxonomy places the organism in Eukaryota, Metazoa, Arthropoda, Insecta, Hymenoptera, Formicidae. Bases 2136 to 4730 code for a protein of 864 amino acids. The transcript has a single exon.